UAUUCAUCAACCAAUCACAUUUGAUCUUUUACGUGUCGUUGGUCGCUGUAAACAAUAUGGCGGAUGUUUUUGAUUUUUGAAAAAAGUCGUAAAUAUCUUUAGUGAUUUCUCCUUCAUCUUUUGCAAGAGUAUUGAAAACAUAGAUUAAGAUGUCCACUAUAAGUGACUUAAGUGUACCAGACAUUCCGCCACUGUCACCUGGGAGUAGUGUCUCAACAAGAUUACAGGAUGAGUAUGACGAGUUACUAAAGUUUGCUGUAGUUGUACCCAAAUAUGAUCCUGCUCAGAUACCCCAGACACUGACGGAUGCCAAGGACUCCUUCAUGCAGGCCAGCUCUCAGUCCGUGCCCAGACGCACCGACAGAAGACUCAUGGAUGAAGAUGAGCUAUCAGAGGCGACAGAUGUUACUCCAAUAAAUGUGAGACCAUCACCUAGAGAAGGACUCCCUGACUUUGUCUCCAAAACUACUCCUAGAGAAAGACUUCCAGACUUUGGUCAGUCACCAAUAAUGGAUGAAGACAGGCCACAUGAUCCCAUACCAAGCCAUUAUUUUGCUAGGGUGCCUUCUACAAAUUCAGAUAUGAAUGGGAACAACACUAAGCAGGUAAAUGGAGAAUAUGAGAGAGUGUACACAGCAACAGUUGAUCCGGACGUCUCUAAGAUGGAAAAUAUGAUGGAUCAAUGGUGUCUCGACCUGAAGAGAAAUGUUCUGGCUGAGUUUAGCCAAUCGAAAAUCAGAAUAGUUGAACAGGGCAGACUGCAGCUUGUCAAGGAACAAGAAAAGCAUGCUUCAGAAAAAAUGAAACUGCUGGAUGAAAUAAACAGUUUGAAGGAGUUACUGGCUACAUACGAGAAAUCUAUAGAGAGGAAAGACCAAGUAAUAUCCAACCUUACACACGCCAUGCAGAAACAAAAAGAUAAAAAUGAGAUGAUGAGAACAUUCUGUGAGUGGAAGAUGAAACACAAUGACUUCAAAAGAGAGACAUUCUGUACAAUGAUAGCAAAGAAGCACCAUCAAAGAAGUUUACAGAGGAAGGUUUGGGACGCCUGGCACUCUGUUAUAGAGACUAAGUGGAGGGUGCGUGUAGAAAAGGCCUGCCAGGCCAAGGCUCAGGAAGUCUGUAUACACCUCACCAAUGAUUAUGAAGCCAAACUUUCUGCUGCCAAUGAGGAACUGGAUUCAGUGAGGUCAGAGGUUGCACAGAUGCACAAGGAGAGAGAACGGUAUGAGGAGAUGAUGAAGAAAGCUUUCAUGCGUGGCGUGUGUGCCCUCAAUCUUGAAGCUAUGACAAUCUUUCAUAACAAUGAGGAAAAAGAGAACAGAGAUAUAGGAAAUGGUCAGAUUCCUGAUGAUAUCAGUGAGAACAUGAAGGACAGUAUACCUGAGAAAGACUACAGUAUUCCUAAAACAUUACCUCAUGAAUAUGCACAACAUGAGAGAAUUGUAACUAGUGAAGGGUCACGACCUUCCACAGUCACUCAGGGAAGGCCAAUGAGCUCAAAGUCUACAGGGAAACCAGGAAUAUCAAAAGCUUUAACCACCAAGGUCACAUCAAAAAUCGACAGUAGGAUGACAAAAGGGGUGGGGUCACAAGUGUUGGCUCCGCCCAUGACGUCAGUGACAGUUGAACGACAUCAGCCAGUGAGUAAACAAACUAUGCCACAUGCAGUAGCAGGAAAGUAUCCUCGUUCACACGCAGCGCCAUCUAGUGACAGGAGAAAGUUAGCAGGUCAAGGUCAUCUACCAUCAAAUUUACAAACUGUAAAACAUGUGGAAUGAUGAAGGGAGAGGUGGGGAGAGUGGGGGUGGUAUUUAUUUGGAAAGUGUACAUGUAUAUUUGGUUAAUUGAAUUAAUAGGGACAAGAUGACAUGACAAAACAAGUGAUAUUUAUGGAUUUUAGAAUAUUUGGUGUUGCUAGCAUCUUUUUAUUCUUUUGGAGAAAAGGAAAGGGGGAUUGGAGUAAUAAAAUUACCCUUUCUCUACAGAAUUUACUAGAGGCAUUGCCACCUCUUGUGAAACAGUCAGUUGUUUGGAGGAUGCAUAGUAUUUCCAUUACUGUAAAAUCAGACAAUUUCUGCAAGUCUAAAAGUUCAUUAUAUUUUAAACUGGAAUUUGUGAGGUAGAAUUUUCACAAUAAAUAGCUGUCUGGUGAAACAUAUAUGGCUGUAUAAUACCGCUGUCACAAAUUAUUUGGCAAAUACAAUCUGUGAAUAUUGCUUGAUAAAUUUCCUGAUCCUACAGUAGUUUAUUGUCUACAUCACAAGUGAAUCCAGUCAGAGUUUGUGAUUAGUGUCUACUGGUUAUUUAUAUUCAUGUGCCUAUACAUGUAUAUAAAUGGCAUACUUUUUCCCUUGCUGCUGAAUAUACUUGCCCGUAAAAUACUAAAUACAAGCAAACAUGUGUUGUUUGCAGUAGACGUCUGUAUGCUAUUAAGGACGUAUGCUAGAAUUUGGUGCGAAAAUUUUCCCAAUAACAGAAUUUCUUCAAACUUUGGAUAUUGAAGGACAAUCAUCUAAGAAACAAAAAA
Mercenaria mercenaria is the source of this 2530-nucleotide messenger RNA. Its product is annotated as centrosomal protein POC5-like. Lineage: Eukaryota; Metazoa; Mollusca; Bivalvia; Venerida; Veneridae. Gene Ontology annotation, cellular component: centrosome. Bases 150 to 1781 code for a protein of 543 amino acids. The record is from RefSeq and is a predicted model, not a curated record. The transcript has 13 exons.